Molecule: messenger RNA, 363 nt
Organism: Hydatigera taeniaeformis
Lineage: Eukaryota; Metazoa; Platyhelminthes; Cestoda; Cyclophyllidea; Taeniidae
Source: the annotation of a GenBank genome assembly
UAUAUAAACCGCUCGGAAUCAUGUUUAGUUUGUUGGUUUUUUGCAUCCAUUGCUUCCGAGGCCAGUUGUUUUGUCCUGGCCACCCGUGACUCGCUAGUAAUAGUGGAUGAGUUGGGCAGGGGCACUUCGACCUACGAUGGAUUUGGACUGGCCUGGGCCAUCUCGGAAUAUCUUGCGUGUCACGUGGGGUGCUUCUGUCUCUUCGCUACUCACUUUCAUGAACUCACCUCUCUGGCCCAUCUUUUGCCUGGCCUUGUGGCCAACUAUAGGGUGUCUGCCGAAAUUCUCCAACAUUCUCCCUCUAAGAUCUCUGAUUCCGAUGUCGUUAUGCUUUACAAGGUUGAACCUGGUCAGUCUAAUUGA